AAAUCAGCUGCAACUGAAAAUGUCUGACAGCUUGGAUAACGAAGAAAAACCCCCAGCUCCCCCACUGAGGAUGAACAGUAACAAUCGAGAUUCUUCAGCACUCAACCACAGCUCCAAACCACUGCCCAUGGCCCCAGAAGAGAAGAAUAAGAAAGCCAGGCUUCGCUCUAUCUUCCCUGGAGGAGGGGAUAAAACGAAUAAGAAGAAAGAGAAAGAACGGCCAGAGAUCUCUCUUCCUUCAGACUUUGAGCAUACGAUUCAUGUGGGUUUUGAUGCAGUCACCGGGGAAUUCACUAACUCCCCUUUCCAGACCUCUAGACCUGUGACGGUCGCUUCAAGUCAAUCAGAGGGAAAAAUGCCAGAUCUCUAUGGCUCACAGAUGUGCCCAGGGAAGCUCCCAGAGGGAAUUCCUGAGCAAUGGGCACGCUUACUCCAAACCUCCAACAUCACAAAGCUGGAACAGAAGAAGAACCCACAAGCUGUUCUUGAUGUUCUCAAAUUCUAUGACUCCAAAGAAACAGUCAACAACCAGAAAUAUAUGAGCUUUACAUCAGGAGAUAAAAGUGCCCAUGGAUAUAUAGCAGCACAUCAGUCGAAUACCAAAACAGCUUCGGAACCUCCUUUGGCUCCUCCUGUAUCUGAAGAAGAGGAUGAAGAAGAGGAAGAAGAAGAAGAUGACAACGAGCCCCCACCUGUCAUUGCACCAAGACCAGAACAUACAAAAUCAAUCUAUACUCGUUCUGUGGUUGAAUCAAUUGCUUCACCAGCUGCACCAAAUAAAGAAGCCACCCCACCUUCUGCUGAGAAUGCCAAUUCCAGUACUUUGUACAGGAAUACAGAUCGGCAAAGAAAAAAAUCCAAGAUGACAGAUGAGGAGAUCCUAGAGAAGCUAAGAAGCAUUGUCAGUGUUGGGGACCCAAAGAAGAAAUAUACAAGAUUUGAAAAAAUUGGCCAAGGGGCAUCAGGAACUGUUUACACAGCACUAGACAUCGCCACUGGACAAGAGGUGGCCAUAAAGCAAAUGAACCUUCAACAGCAACCCAAAAAGGAAUUAAUUAUUAAUGAAAUUCUUGUCAUGAGGGAAAAUAAGAACCCCAAUAUUGUCAAUUAUUUAGAUAGCUACUUAGUGGGUGAUGAACUGUGGGUAGUCAUGGAAUACUUGGCUGGUGGCUCUUUGACUGAUGUGGUCACAGAAACCUGUAUGGAUGAAGGACAGAUAGCAGCUGUCUGUAGAGAGUGCCUCCAAGCUUUGGAUUUCUUACACUCAAACCAAGUGAUCCACAGAGACAUAAAAAGUGACAACAUUCUCCUCGGGAUGGAUGGCUCUGUUAAACUGACUGAUUUUGGGUUCUGUGCCCAAAUCACUCCCGAGCAAAGUAAACGAAGCACUAUGGUGGGAACUCCCUAUUGGAUGGCUCCUGAGGUGGUAACUCGAAAAGCUUAUGGUCCAAAAGUUGAUAUCUGGUCUCUGGGAAUCAUGGCCAUUGAAAUGGUGGAAGGUGAACCCCCUUACCUUAAUGAAAAUCCACUCAGGGCCUUAUAUCUGAUAGCUACUAAUGGAACCCCAGAACUCCAGAAUCCCGAGAGACUGUCAGCUGUAUUUCGUGACUUCUUAAAUCGCUGUCUUGAGAUGGAUGUGGAUAGACGAGGAUCUGCCAAGGAGCUUUUGCAGCAUCCAUUUUUAAAAUUAGCCAAGCCUCUCUCCAGCCUCACUCCUCUGAUUAUCGCUGCAAAGGAAGCAAUCAAGAACAGUAGCCGUUAG
This is a messenger RNA of Apodemus sylvaticus (European woodmouse), 1762 nucleotides long. It is a transcript of the gene Pak3, whose product is annotated as p21 (RAC1) activated kinase 3. Bases 20 to 1762 code for a protein of 580 amino acids. Gene Ontology annotation, molecular function: protein serine/threonine kinase activity; ATP binding. Gene Ontology annotation, biological process: regulation of MAPK cascade; protein phosphorylation; intracellular signal transduction. NCBI's taxonomy places the organism in Eukaryota, Metazoa, Chordata, Mammalia, Rodentia, Muridae. The record is from RefSeq and is a predicted model, not a curated record. Gene Ontology annotation, cellular component: cytoplasm. The transcript has 16 exons.